CCUACAUAAACCUCAGUACAGGACUCAGCACACGAAAAGGCUUUCCAAGACCACACGUUUCCUUAAUACAAGCAUGGAUGCAAUAUAGGAUUUGGCAAUAUCCUCAAGGGUUUCCUUUGCGAAACAGAUCGAGUAUGACAAGUGCCCCCAUACGUUCCAUCUCCAGUCUCCCUCCUCCACGUACCGCACAUUCAGCCUUACGGGGCUGCGCAGCAUACGCAGGUCUCUUUGCCGGGGAAAGAGUUGGGCGGAAUGAUGCACCAUUUCUGGAGAGCACAGAGAUAUCAGCUUCCUCAUGUUUCAUUUGUGCUCUUCAGUUAGCAAUAGCAAGGGCGACUUACUGGCGCAUCUGCGGGGCACGGGGGUGGGGGAGAGGUGUCGCAAACGCUUGCGGCUGCGGGGAGAGCGGCAGCACUGACGAAGAUGGGGGCAAGAGCCGCAAGGAAGAGAGAGACUACCCGCAUUUUGACUGAUUUU
Periconia digitata is the source of this 477-nucleotide messenger RNA. The record is from the annotation of a GenBank genome assembly. Lineage: Eukaryota; Fungi; Ascomycota; Dothideomycetes; Pleosporales; Periconiaceae.